Messenger RNA from Tricharina praecox, 1798 nucleotides. Its product is annotated as histone-lysine N-methyltransferase, H3 lysine-9 specific. Gene Ontology annotation, cellular component: nucleus. Lineage: Eukaryota; Fungi; Ascomycota; Pezizomycetes; Pezizales; Pyronemataceae. Gene Ontology annotation, molecular function: zinc ion binding; protein binding; histone methyltransferase activity. The transcript has 8 exons. The record is from RefSeq and is a predicted model, not a curated record. The coding region runs from base 149 to 1468 and encodes 439 amino acids.
AGUUAGCGCCUUUUAAGCCCACAACUUUAUCCACCUCACCUUCUUCCCUUUACACAUCCUCCCAGCCUUCUCAGCACCAUUGACCUUCCGAUCACAAAGUCCUUGAUCACCUGUAGCUGCCUUCAAACACAAAAGUCACUACAACAAGAUGGCAGAAAAUCACUCCACCAAAGUUGUGGAUGUCAAAUACAUCGGAGGACACCCGUGGUACCGGGUGACAUGGAAGGGUUUGGGCCCUUCCUAUGACACCUGGGAGCCAACUCGGUGUCUGGGUGUACUAGAGGAUGUCGUCAAGCAGUGGAAAGAGAGGACUAGGCGCAAGCGCAGAGCAUCAAACUCAACUUCCAUAACCAAGCGCCUGAAGUUGCUCAACACCUCCAAGAGAGAGCCCAGCUUAGAAGAAGAAGAAGAAGAAGAGCCCUUUACCAUCUGGGAUUUAGUGGCCGGCGAAAAACCUCCCUACAUCAUGGUGGACAAAAACAAUCAGAAGAAGCCAGGCAUGAUGGCUUCCAAAUCCGCCAAGACCAAGCCAUACGAGCACAAGGAUGAACCGACUCGUCCCGCUGUGCUUGCCAACCCGAAACACCACAAGUUCCUCAAAAAAUUGGCCAAGAUCGAGGGUCCGCAGAUCACUCUUGUCAACAGCGUUGACGACGAGCCAUGUCCUCCUCUUGACUUUGAGUUCAUCAAGGAACUCAGAUUGACUGAUAGUCUGAAGGAGAUCGCGGGGGUCACCACGUGGAACAACAACUUUACUGUCGGUUGCAGCUGUCCGGUGACUGGCUGUGUCGACAAGGAAAAUUGUGAUUGCCUCGAUGAGCUCCCGGAAGAAACCGGCCGCAAGCAGUACGACAAGCAUGGCCGCAUCACGAGGAAUAAUCAAUAUGCCAUCUUCGAGUGCAAUUCCCGUUGCAACUGCGGACCCCAGUGUUCCAGCCGCGUCGUCCAGAAGGGACGCAAGGUCAAGCUGGAAAUCUUUAAGACCACAAACAAAGGAUGGGGCCUUCGCUCUCCCGAGUUCCUCAAGAAGGGCACCUUUGUUGAACUUUACCUUGGGGAAGUCAUCGGUCCCACAGAGACGAGGCGCCGCGCUGACGCCGGUAAUGAGAUGAAUCUCAGCUACUUGUUCGACCUGGACAAGUUUCACGAGCAGGGAGAAGAUGUCCUUGCACAGGAUUCGUGUUGCACGAUAGACGGCCGCGAUUGCGGAGCAGCCUCCAGGUUCAUCAACCACUCAUGCGAUCCAAACUUACUCACGUACGCGGUUACGUCGGAGAGGCAAGAUGGCAAGAUAUACAACCUGGCCCUAUUUACGGCUCGCGAUAUCCAGCCCUACGAGGAACUCACCUUCUCGUACACCAGUGAGAGCGCUGCUCCCACCAAGAAGGUUGUUCCCACCAAAGACGACAAGGAAUCGAAGCCCUGUCUAUGUGGCAGCGACAGCUGCGUUGGAUUCCUCUGGGCUUGAGUGGUCCCGUGUUUUUCUGUGGGGUUUUUUCAAUGGUGGAUCCCUUUCGGCGCUCGAGGUCUCGUGUUUCUUCUGUUUUUCUCCUGUUUUCUGUGGGCAUUUCUUUCAAUGGUGGAUCUCUUUGGGCGUUCGAGGUCUCGGUUUUCGUGUGGUUUUCUCCUUUUUUCUGUGGGAGUUUCUUUCAGUGAUAGACGCGGAGUUCGGUUGAUUGUUCUUUUUCACAUCAUAGUUAGUGAGUUCGGUUAAUUGUUUUUUCUUUCUUCUCAUCAUAGGUAGUGAGAUCGACUAUGUCCGAUCGUCAUAAAUUUUAGCGCAUACAUAUCCCGCCUC